Radiomyces spectabilis is the source of this 619-nucleotide messenger RNA. RefSeq lists its product as uncharacterized. Bases 97 to 501 code for a protein of 134 amino acids. The record is from RefSeq and is a predicted model, not a curated record. The transcript is spliced from 4 exons. NCBI's taxonomy places the organism in Eukaryota, Fungi, Mucoromycota, Mucoromycetes, Mucorales, Radiomycetaceae.
UCUUUUGGUUUCCUUUUUGUUAUUUUUUUUUUUUUGUUCUUUCUUUUCUUCAUUAUUUUUUCGUAGUGCACGUUGCAUUUGAAACGUCAAGAUUUGAUGAAAGCUCAUAUUUGCGUCGAUUACCUGUCUUACGACUGGACCGCGCCUGAACUCGUCCGUGCCCACCGCGAAAUACAUUGCCAGAUGGCCGCCACCACGAUGAAACGCAAACUGUCUCAGUCUGUCCCACCUAUCAACACUCGAACCAAACAGAACAAACUUGUUCGAUUGCAAAAUGCGCUCUGGAGACAAAUGGCACGGACGUGCACACCACACCUAAGCAAGGACAAUCCAAUGGUCGAUCCAUCCGUAGUCAACUGGCAAAAAGAAUCGGAUAUUACAUGGUUAUUUGGGCCGUUGUUUUCUGAUGAUCCUCCUCCUUCCACUCGAAACCGUAUUUCCGAAAACAUCACGAAGACGCUCCACCAGAAGAAGCAUUAUGGACUCUUUUGUGGUAUUUGAAGGACUCUACCGUACACUACAUCGCCAAUCAAGCCCACUAUCGCUGGCUCGUCAACCUGCCGUUAUUAGCCAUGGCUUCCAUGUCACUCAUCAAAUCCAUCACCUCCUUCACCACCAC